Magallana angulata is the source of this 1868-nucleotide messenger RNA. RefSeq names its product neuronal acetylcholine receptor subunit beta-3-like. The coding region runs from base 170 to 1405 and encodes 411 amino acids. Gene Ontology annotation, biological process: signal transduction; nervous system process; chemical synaptic transmission. The transcript has a single exon. The record is from RefSeq and is a predicted model, not a curated record. Gene Ontology annotation, molecular function: extracellular ligand-gated monoatomic ion channel activity; transmembrane signaling receptor activity; neurotransmitter receptor activity. Gene Ontology annotation, cellular component: neuron projection; synapse; membrane. Lineage: Eukaryota; Metazoa; Mollusca; Bivalvia; Ostreida; Ostreidae.
UACCCAUCAUCGUACAGAUUGUGGAUAUAAUUGACAGCAUCAACAGCGAGUGUCAAUUCUUUAAAUAGGACGUUAAAUACGUUGAAUAUUUUCGUACAAAUUCCUGUAUAUUUGGAUACAAACAUAAACAUUUACAAUUUAUUAAAUAUCAUAAAUACUUUGAGGAAAUAUGAAAAGUAUUUGCAGUGAGCAUUUAUUAGUGUACAUGAUGAAUUUCUGGUCGGGAUCUUUACUCGUCUUCUACCUCCUGAAACUAGGACUAGUCCUUGCUGGAACCCGUGUUGAUGAAGAAAACUUGCAUGCUUUCUUAUUUUCAGGAUAUAAUAAAGAAAUUCGUCCUGGAAUGAAUAGAAGUAUUCCUCUCCCACUUGACAUAAUAUCCUAUCUAUAUUCCCUAAAUGAUUUUGAUCUAAACAAGGGAAAGCUUUCGUUAACUGCAAUAUUUUUACUGACUUGGGUGGAUGAAAGACUCUCCUGGAAUCCGGCGGCCUUUAACGAUACAAACAAUAUAUCUAUUUCUCAGAAAAAAAUAUGGAUUCCAAAUCUUGUGAACAUAAACCCUUAUGACGAUGUUACUGAACUAAGAACGGAUGCAUCGGCGGUAAGAGUAUUCAGUAGUGGAUAUUGUGUGUGGCUUGCUCUGCAAACAUUCAAAGUCAUAUGUAAAGCGGAUGUGACAAAAUAUCCCUUUGAUACUCAAACAUGUGCAAUGAGAUUCUACGUUUGGGGAUAUGCUCCAGCAGAAGUUAAAUCCAAAUGUUUGCCACCAGUUGCAGAUGAGUUUGUAUAUUACUCUGAAAAUGGCGUUUGGGAUAUCAUUGAUUCUUCAUCCUACAUUCAGUUAGACUUCCAUAAAUAUGAAAUAAUAAAUUUCGAAUUUGUAUUAAAACGCAGAGCUCCGUAUUAUAUCGUGAGUUUGAUAUUACCAAUUGCUUCGGUUUCAUUUCUUAUGGGCUUUGUAUUUCUUCUUCCAGUUGAGUCUGGGGAAAGAGUUGGGUUUUCUACAACUUCUCUUCUCUCUGUGAUUGUUUAUCUUACGAUUAUUCAGGAAAUGUUGCCUGAAUCGUCAGAACCAAAUAUAUCAACUCUUGGUUAUAUUCUGGUGACGUACGUUGUGACCGGAUCAUUCGUUGUCAUAGAAGUCAUCAUCAGCCUCUGGAUUCAGAGUCGGCCAUCCCAAAGUCCUGUUCCUAAAAGUUUAAGUCGUCUUAUGACAUGUUCACUCAAGAAACGAAAUAAAAUAUCUGAAGAUACACUUGAUACCAAGGAAGAGGAAUGUGACAACUUAAUUGAUGAAGUCACUUGGCCAGAUGUAUUAAGAAUGUAUGACAAAGCUUGUUUUAUAUUAACUAAUAUUGUGUUUUGCGUAUCGUCAUUUAUAUACUUUUGCAUAGUUUUGUCGUGAAUGUAUCCAUUUAUAUGGGGGAAAAUUGUUGAAAGUACAUGUAUCCUGUCCGUCUUAAAUAUGCUUUUAAGGAUUUCAGCGAUUUGUUGAUGAUAUUUUGAUAUUUGCUAUAGAAGCCAUCAAAUGUUACGACAACUAUUUGGUAAACCGGUAAAUGCUUGUAUAUUUACAUUGUAGUUAUCUGAGAUAUAUCAAUGUCUUCAAAUGUCUUACUUUAAAUUUAAUACAUUUUAACUGGUGGAUUAUUUUUUAUUUCCUAUUUCUAUUUAAAAACAAAAUCUUGCAGAGGUCACUUUGAUAACGGGGAAAAUGGAAAUUCCACUUUACUUUUUCAAACACAUAUACUCAUCUCCUCGUGAUUUCAAAUUUUAUUAUUGCAAAAAAAUAUCCAGCGUGACAUAAGGUUCAUUUUUAUCAUCAAACAUGUGUUGAUUUAUCUAUCUUUCAUCUAUCUAUCUAUCUA